AUGCCCCCGGUGCUGCCCCCGCAGGCUUGGCUUCCAGCCCCAGGCACGCAAGAGACAAAGCUGCGGGAGGAGCAGGCAGGACCCUCCUGUGUGCCUCCCCCGCCCAAAAGGACGGGAGAGGUCCCUGAGGAGGAAGUGUGUGGGCUGUGCCGGCGGGCAGACUGUGACCCCGAGGUGGUUGGGCAGCUCUGCCGUCAGGAUGGGCUCUGCAUCCAUGAGAACUGCCUGUACCACGCCAGCGGGCUGAUCCAGAGAGGGGCUGAUGAAGAGGGCUUCUACGGCUUCCUCAUCCCCGACAUCCAGAAGGAGCUGGAGCGGGUGGCACAGAAGAGGUGCUGCAUCUGCCAGCUGCGGGGUGCCUCGGUCACCUGCCGGCGCCGGCGCUGCCCCCGAAACUUCCACUUCCCCUGCGGCAGCGAGCGGGGCUGCGUCUCCCAGUUCUUCGGGGAGUUCAAGUCCUUCUGCUGGAAGCACCGGCCGGUGCAGCGGGUGCGAGCGGCGCAGCAGGACCAGACUCCCUGCCUCAUCUGCCAGGAGGCGGUGGCGGGGCGGCCCUGCUACGACACCCUGGUCUGCCCUGCCUGCGCCAGCGCCUGGUUCCACCGCCGCUGCAUCCAGGGCCAGGCACUGCGCUCUGCCCUGCACCACUUCCGCUGCCCGCUCUGCCAGGACGUGGACACCUUCCAGGCGGAGAUGUUUCGCCUGGGCAUCAAAAUCCCUGACAGGGAUGCUGCCUGGGAGGAGGACGGGGCCUUCAUGGACCAUUACCAGCGGCACAGCUCCUGCGACGCCGGCCAGUGCCUGUGCCCAGCGGGACGGGAGGAGGUGGAGGAGAAGGGGCCCUGGAGACUUCUGCUCUGCAGCUCCUGUGGCUCCCGCGGGACCCACCAGCGCUGCUCCUCCGUGGGGGAAGGUGCCGACUCCUGGGAGUGCGGCGACUGCAGCGACACGGGCACCGUGCCCCCCGUUGCAGCCGACGCAGACUCCAGCCCCCCGGCGCAGGGACCCUCACACAGCGCCCCGGCUCCUGCCACUUCGGCUGCAGAAGAAGAGGCCAGGAUCCUCGAAGGACACCCCGACACCCAACCGCCCUCCUAGCCUGCGUCCAACAAACCUGCAGAUCCUCCUUAA
Molecule: messenger RNA, 1131 nt
Organism: Gymnogyps californianus (California condor)
Lineage: Eukaryota; Metazoa; Chordata; Aves; Accipitriformes; Cathartidae
Product: PHD finger protein 7-like
Exons: 10
Cellular component (GO): nucleus
Source: RefSeq, a predicted model, not a curated record